Molecule: messenger RNA, 1096 nt
Organism: Branchiostoma belcheri (Belcher's lancelet)
Lineage: Eukaryota; Metazoa; Chordata; Leptocardii; Amphioxiformes; Branchiostomatidae
Product: C-type lectin domain family 3 member A homolog
Exons: 4
Coding region: 1-1017 (338 amino acids)
Source: RefSeq, a predicted model, not a curated record
AUGUACGAGAAAGCAGAGCCUGUCCGGUCGCCCCUCUCGGGACAAACCAGCGGGCUGCCGCCCCAACCCUCUCGUGUCCAUCAGACACGUAUCCGCCACGGCAACGACGCUUCCGACAAGCUGCGAGAAGACCAAAAAGUGUCUUCACACACGUACGAAGAAGCCGAGAAUGUGAAACACCAUGUAGCGUACACGUCUGCAGAACGCACGUAUCUGGAUGGAACAAGCGGAAACCGAGAUCUCUGUAGCUCCAACCGCUCCCACCGCAGCUGCCUGGCCGCCUGCAUCGCCGUGCUGCUGAGCCUCGUCGCCGUGGGACUCGCCCCUCUGACGUUUACCAACAAAGAGGAAAUAUAUCAACUGUCCACCACUGUUGACGCCUUGAAACGCAUCCAAUACAACAUGUCCACUACUGUUAGCACCUUGAAACGGCGCCAAGACGAUAUGGCCACCACUGUUGACGUCUUGAAACGGCACCAAGACGACAUGCGCCAAAUGUCCACUAGUCUUGAAGCCUUGAAACGUGACCUGGACAAGGAACGAAGCCGAACCGCCGCCUUGGAUCAGCACCUUCACGAUAUAAUAUCUUGUCCUAAAGGUUACACAAUGUGGCGUGAUGUCUGCUACAAGGCCUUCAACACGCGCAAGAACUUCAGCGAGGCGGCCGUGAGCUGCCGUGCAGACGGUGGCACCCUUGCCAUGCCCCGAGACGCCGAGACCAACGUCUUUCUGGUCUCCCUGUACAGGGCCGUGAGAGAGGACUCGAGCUUCUGGUUCGGCCUGCACGAUCAGCGACAAGAGGGGAGGUUUGAGUGGGUGGACGGUUCAGCGCUGGGGACGUACAAUUCCUGGGGUCCGUCACAACCAAACGACGAUGGGGGCGACGGAGAUUGCGUUCUUUACUCCCCACACGAGGAAGGCAUGUGGUUCGACGCGCCAUGUACAUAUUUGUAUGUCUCGUUCAUAUGCCAGGCUGCUCCAGGUAUACACACUUCCUAUAACCGUACCAUUUCCUGAAACCGUUCCAUCUAGUAAAUAUUACACAGCACACUUAGCACGCCAGGCUGCCGAUGGUUUUGUCACAAACCAUGUCAAA